Messenger RNA from Anoplopoma fimbria (sablefish), 2124 nucleotides. Its product is annotated as cytokine-inducible SH2-containing protein-like. The transcript has 3 exons. Gene Ontology annotation, molecular function: 1-phosphatidylinositol-3-kinase regulator activity. Gene Ontology annotation, biological process: phosphatidylinositol phosphate biosynthetic process; intracellular signal transduction. Lineage: Eukaryota; Metazoa; Chordata; Actinopteri; Perciformes; Anoplopomatidae. Gene Ontology annotation, cellular component: phosphatidylinositol 3-kinase complex. The record is from RefSeq and is a predicted model, not a curated record. The coding region runs from base 280 to 924 and encodes 214 amino acids.
GUGAACUGAGCUGUUUUCUGUCCUGUAGUUCCCUGAAUAUAGAGACACUCAGUCUCACAGCUUCACUCUCAGCAGACCGCCGGCGACAUACACUCAUUUUUAUGACUACAACAUAUCGCAGCAAGGAAUAUUUUUCUCCUUUUCGCCUCCAUUAAUUAUUUACUGUGAGAAUUUGUUGGAUUAUUCGUUGGACAGUUUUUUCAACCGUUUUACCAAACUGAUCGCGAUUCUUAUGAUUCUCUUUAAUUCAAGCAUCAACAGGGCUGCUGUCAGUCAAAAAUGGUUGCCCGAGCAUUGACCAUUUUCCAUCAUGAGGAACAUGAAGCUUCAUGCAGCCAACAUUCCUCUCCUAAACGCAGUGACCCAGCAGGGGACCUCCGCUGCAUCACCACCACUUUCCAGUAUCUACAGACUUCAGGCUGGUACUGGCGAUCCAUCUCAGCGAGUGAGGCCCGGGAAGCUCUCCUACAACAGUCUGAAGGCACGUUUCUGGUACGUGACAGCAGUCAUCCUCAAUACAUGCUGGCCCUGUCAGUGAAGACCCGCUGUGGACCCACCAGCAUACGCAUAAACUACAGCAGGGGCUCCUUCUGGCUGGACUCUGUUUCCCCCAGCCUGCCUCGCCUGCAGUCCUUCCCAGAUGUUCACAGCCUCAUACAGCACUACACGGCCUCAGGCCACACGCCGCAGGGCCAGGCGUCUGAUGACAUUCAUCCCCAGAUGAACCCUGAUCCUGCCAAGUACACGGCUAAGGACAGCGUAGUGCCUCUAAAGUUGACGCACCCCCUGCAUAAACCAGAGGCCUUCCCUUCUUUGCAACACCUGACGCGCCUCACCAUCAACAGACAUGCAAACUGCCCCAACCAGCUGUCACUCCCAAAGCCUCUGCUGCACUACCUGCAAGACUACCCUUUCCACAUAUGAGGGUCUCUGCCCCUCUGGUGCAGGGCACAGAGACAGGAACGUGGGUCAGUGUCACACUCCAUGACCACAAACACACUGUGAAUCUGGGACAGUUUGACACCCCAGGCAACAUGAAUGUCCUAGAGGGAGCAUAUUGAAACGAAUGAGCUCAGUCUUACUACAAAAUUAUAUUUUUGAUUAUUUCAUAUGUCGAUUUCAGCUACUGUAAAUUGAAUUUAUUUUUACAAUGCCAAUAUACAAGUUAAUUUCUCUUCAUUUGUGCCAGUUCCCACAAAUAAAAAGAGAAAGUUUCAGACCAGUGGUCCCAAUUGUUUCAAAUAAAUCCACCCAAACGUUAAUAAUAAAACAGUGAAAACGUAGCUACGGGUUGCUUUGUUGUUCCUAAAGAGAUAUCAUUCGAAAUAAUAAAAAAAUUUGUCUGAGGAACUUUGUUUUUCUUUGCAUUUUGAGCUCAUUAUGUGGGAUCUGAGGUUUGCAAAGAAACAAAGCAAUGUUUAUUUACUCUUCAUGAAAUCAAUGAAACCAUGGACCAUGGAUAAGCAAACAGUGAUAAACAGGGCAAAAAGAAGGUCUGCAAACCGUUAGGCUCCAAAUAAAUAGUGUAUUUAUCAUUUUAAGACAAUGUUUCUAUCUUUAAGAUCUCCCUCAGGCAUGCCUACAGUGAUGUUAUGAAACACUUUUGGAAACACUAUGUGAUAUGUGUUAUGGCUGUCCUGAUACAGCAUGUGUUUUUAUCAUUAUUUUGUUUGGGUCAAGAGAUCCGUUCCCUGAUGAGUGUCACUGUUAUGACUCUUCUUCUUUCUGCAUGUCUAGAUUUUAAUGGACAUACUGAAAUCUGAUCAUAGUAGAAUUAAGAAUUCAAACAGUUGAGAGUUCAUUGAUAAGACAAUUUUUUAUGAGGCCAAGCUGACUCUAUUUGACAUGCAGACCGGAGGGCCAGAGGUGGGUGACAAGCAAUUAAAAAAGGUAUUAAUAAAACACAGGCUAAAGUGUGCAUUUUGUUUUUCUUUUAUGUGCAGAAUCCUUUUCCUAAAAAAACAAAUUCUUAGAAAAUCAUUACCAGCAUGAAAAUCAAAGGCUGUUUGUUGAAAAAAAACCUGUUGUCGGCUAUUUAAAGACAUCUGUUUACAAACUGUUCACUGUUAAAAGACUGGCACCUUGAACAUCCAGAUAAAUGUGGUUAUUCGUACUGAUUUCACA